AUGUACGGCUACGUGCUGGUGCUGGUGAUGCUGUUGGCUGCUGCCAAGGCUGCGCCUCCGCAGGCAGUGACGGCCAGUACGUCGACGACGGCCAGCGCGCAAGAGGUGUACGACUCGCUGCCCGAGGAAGAGCGCGAGCCAUUCCUGGCGUACGAACUGGCGCUGGGCCUGGACCAGGUGGCGAGGCGGAGCGCGCUGGCCAACAUCGGCGAUGACUCCCGCUCACUGGCCGACCAGUUGCACGACGAAUACGGCAUCCCCUACAACCUUCGUCUCAAGUUCAAGAAGCUGCCGGCCCCCAGUGACUUCGACAUCAAAAUGUAUGGCUGGGUGAAAAAGUCAACGGAUCCAACCUUCCAGCAGAUGAUGCAGCUGGCGGCUAGUGGUCGCUACUGCGUCGGCAGCGACACGUGCUUCACGCUUCAAGAACCCUUCGGCAACUGUUGCCCCUUCUGA
This is a messenger RNA of Schistocerca americana (American grasshopper), 456 nucleotides long. RefSeq lists its product as uncharacterized. The record is from RefSeq and is a predicted model, not a curated record. The coding region runs from base 1 to 456 and encodes 151 amino acids. NCBI's taxonomy places the organism in Eukaryota, Metazoa, Arthropoda, Insecta, Orthoptera, Acrididae. The transcript has 3 exons.